AUGGACUCGGAUCAGGACUCCGUCGACGACUGGGUCGUCCUCGCCUCCUCCUCCUCCUCCUCGUCCUCCGACGACGGGCGCGUCAUCGCGCUCUCAUCCGGCUGCACCACCCCCAACUCCUCCGCCACCUCCUCCCGCGCGGGCUCCGGCACCAACUCCGACUCGGAGCCCGACCACGCCGCCACCGGAUCCACCAAGUUCCUCCUCGCCCACGCCGCGGCCGCCGCCGACCCCGACGACCCGGAGGGCAUGUACGCGCUGUCGGACGCCGAGGACACGCACGCGACCCCACCGCCAUCCCCGCCGCUGCCCAAGCCGCUCUCGGGCCUCUUCCACCACACGCUGGCCGGGGACGUGGCGUACGCCGCCUUCGACCCGGUCCCGCCCGCCCCCGCGCACGACCACUACGUCGGCAAGCAGCUGGUCCCGGACCCCACCUUCGCCGCCUUCUUCCCCCACGAGCCGGUGGCCGCGCUCGCCUCCACGCGGGGCCUCGUCUGCCUCCGCGGCGCCGUCUCCGCCGCCUACUACGUCGCCAACCCGGCCACCUUCGAGCACGAGCGCCUCCCGCGCCCCGCCCGCGACCACCGCGCCCACGGCGACCCCGCCGUCGUCAUCGCCUUCGACCUCGACCCCCGCGACGCCGACCCCGAGCGCACCGACGCCUUGGAGUACAAGCCGUUCUACCGCCACUACCACGUUGUCGUCGCGUUCCCCAUCGGGGACGGCAUCUACGCCUUCGAGUCCUUCUCGUCCAGGGCGUGGGCGUGGACCAUGGGCGCCGAUGUCGCCGACGCCGAGACCGUCGAGCCCGGCUCCGGGGUCGGCGUACUCGGCUGCGCGUUCUGGCGCACCUCCAUGGGCCCGUUCCUCUGCUACGAGCCCGUCUCGCGCUGCUCGGACCUCGUCCCGGCGCCCGCCGAGGUGAUGCAGUGGCCCUACUGGGAGCUCGGCGAGAUGGAGGGCACGCUCUGCGUCACGUGCAAGGACGCCCGCGUCAACGCCGUCGUCGUCGUCCGCUUAGACUUCGCGCGCCGCACCACCUUCGGCGCCAUCUCGUGGACUCUGGCUGGGCACUUCGAGGGCGGCUGCCUCAGGGGACGCCAGGACGUCAAGCUGCUCCGCUCGCAGGGCAAGGCGGAGGUCGUCAUGUGGGACCCCAGCUCCGAGACGGUGGUGGCCAUGGACAUCGAGGGCCGCACCACACGCACCAUCAGGUUCAUCCCUGGCAGCGCCUACUACGCCGAUUUCAUCCCCUACAUCAGGUCGUUGGCAGCCGUCUCUGGCUCCGGGUAA
Miscanthus lutarioriparius is the source of this 1296-nucleotide messenger RNA. Lineage: Eukaryota; Viridiplantae; Streptophyta; Magnoliopsida; Poales; Poaceae. The record is from the annotation of a GenBank genome assembly.